GCGGAAAUCUACACCUGUUUUCUCAUGACACAUUUGUGUAAACGCAUACAAGCAGUGGGCGAAGUAGCGGCCACCCCUCAACACACACUGAUCGUGCUGCUUUAAUCUCAACCUUGGGAGGUUUGACCAUGGCUGACGUUAAAAAGGACCAACCACGCACUAUUGACAGUAUCCUGGAGCUUCUUGGCACUCUCGGGCGCUAUCAGCUGUUUCAAGCUGUCCUGCUUGCUGUUGGAAAUGUGACAAUUUGUUUCCAUCUCCUUAACUUCGUGUUUAUAGCUCAGCCCGUGAAACAACAAUGUGCUGUGAUUCCACUUUAUGGCAACGACACCAACACCGACUACGGCAAAUGCGACGUGUCUGUACGGAACACCACCACCAAUGUCACGUCAACACAUGCAUGCAGUGCCUGGACAUAUGAUAUGGAGAGAGACCAUUCCAUUGUGUCGGAGUGGGAUCUUGCUUGUGGGGACAUCUUCUUCGCCCGCCUCCCGCAGUCACUCUUCAUCGUAGGACAAGGAGUUGGCGCAGCUACUGUAUCGGUUUUGUCGGACAAAUUCGGAAGGAAGCCUUUCCUUGUCACGUCACACGUGUUGACGGCCGGUGCCGGUCUUGCGUCAGCUUUCGCUCCGAGUAUCGCAGCUUUCUCUGUUCUGAGAAUGCUGAACGGUAUUUUUCAACAGGGUAUUGUUGUGUGUACCUACACUAUGUUAAUGGAGACCUUUCCCAAAAACAGACGAAUUGAACUGUCCACAUGCUACACCUUAACAUGGAGUGUCAGUACGGUAAUCCUCACAGGGGUGGCCUACUUGUUACGUGAUAUGGACUGGAGAACUCUGCAGCUCUGUUUCGUGUCGGUGUCCAUCAGUGUCCUUCUUCAAAUCUUCUUUAUGGGGGAGUCCCUGAGAUGGCUGAUCACGAACAAGAAGGCCAAAAGAGCCUUGGCGUUGUUCAGGAGAGCAGCCAAGAUGAACAACGUUGACGUGACCGACGUUCAACUACCAGGUAUCGACAAUAAGGACAAGCCAGUUGAGCUGAGCACCACCAAGAGUAAAUACGUUGAAGCUCCACCAGAGAAACACACAGGGGAUGUGCAGUACAGUUGCCUUGACUUGGUGCGGACCAAGUUUAUGUUAAAAAUCAGUGCUGUUGUGUGGUUUUCCUGGUUGGUCGACAGCUUGACCUACUUCAGCCUCUAUCUGACAUCCUCAUCCCUAAGUGACGACUUCUACCUGAACUUCUUUCUCAAUUCAUUGGCUGAAAUACCAGGAGGCCCACUCAACUUGUUUGUCGGAAGACGGUACGGAAGGAGACGUUUCUUUAUGUUUUUCCAUGUUCUUGCCGGGACAUGUCUUCUUUUGGCGACAAUCGUGCGGGCAUUAAUAGUGGGCCAAGCAGCAGCCAUAACAGCAACAGCCCUCGCCUUCAUUGGGAAAAUUGGUAACAGUGCCUGCUUCAAUGCCAUGUUUGUGUAUGCACCCGAGAUCUAUCCGACAAAUCUCAGGUCAGCCGGUAUGGGAUCUGGUUCCACAGCUGCUAGGGUCGGAGGGAUGAUAGCACCUUUCAUAUCCAUUCUUGCAGCCAUUGCACCCUGGGCUCCUGGGACUAUUUUCGGGAUAGCCUGUUUGAUAACAGCUGGGCUCAAUUAUUUUCUCCCUGAACCAGAGGGACGAGAACUUCCCCAGACAAUAGAAGACGUCAAGGCAUGGGAUAAAACUCCUGCAAGAGGUUAAUACUUGAUCAUCACUACCUGGACGACAGGGUACAUCUCCGAACAACGAUAAUAUCCCCAUAUAUAUCCAGAUGCUUACUUUUCAAAAGCUCUUCUUCCAAGGAUCAUCAUACAUGAACACUCUUCAACGUUUGACGCGAGAGAACAGGAAUUCUGCACAAUUUGAGGUUACGAUGAUGUAAUGCAGUUAUUAUUUUUCUUGAAAUGAUAACGACAAACAGAAAUGCAUAUCUUUAUGUAUAAAUGUGAUAUAGAUAGGUCACUUCAGUGUGUAAGAUCCCUACGCAGGAAAGACGUCAAUCUGAUACAAGGGCAUCUGAGCACUUGGGACAUUAGUUACCAAAGGGGCCUAAACUGUUCACAUGGCGAGACACUAACUACAUAUAGGCAAGACGCUGGCAGAGUAGGUGCACUGACAAACAGUAUCUCCUGGAACUAAAUAUUGACAAAGAUGGACAAUUCAAUUAAGUAACAUUAUGUCUAUUUUAUUCAAAGGAUAUGAACAAGUGUUAGAUGUGAAAAAAACAAAAUAAUAGGUAUAAUACAUGCUCAGAAGUAACUUACAAUUUAUGAUACAAUUUAUGAGAAAGCAACAAUUUAUGUACUUCCAUAUGCAUAAUCCAUGAUUUUUAUGCAGAGACAUCGACAGCCCAAUAAAGGCAUAUACCAUCAUCUA
Molecule: messenger RNA, 2408 nt
Organism: Haliotis rubra (blacklip abalone)
Lineage: Eukaryota; Metazoa; Mollusca; Gastropoda; Lepetellida; Haliotidae
Product: solute carrier family 22 member 8-like
Exons: 11
Coding region: 129-1733 (534 amino acids)
Biological process (GO): transmembrane transport
Cellular component (GO): membrane
Molecular function (GO): transmembrane transporter activity
Source: RefSeq, a predicted model, not a curated record